Messenger RNA from Bacidia gigantensis, 1764 nucleotides. RefSeq lists its product as uncharacterized. The record is from RefSeq and is a predicted model, not a curated record. Bases 1 to 1764 code for a protein of 587 amino acids. NCBI's taxonomy places the organism in Eukaryota, Fungi, Ascomycota, Lecanoromycetes, Lecanorales, Ramalinaceae. Gene Ontology annotation, molecular function: mRNA binding. The transcript is spliced from 4 exons.
AUGUCCAACGCCAAAGCAUGGCAACUUGGCAUACGAUCAACCCCCUUCUUCGGACCCGUCUCAGAAAUGCGUCAAAGCUCUUCGUUAUGGUCAUGUAGACAGCAAGACGUUCAUCAGCUAAUUGGUUGCUACAGUCCACAAUCACAGUUGACGCCACGUGAUGACGUUGGCUCCUUGGGGUUUUGCCCAUUCACUCAAAUGUUUUCAAACACGAUCGACAGUAGCUCGGCUGAGUGCACUAGACCAACACGGUCAAAAUAUAACCUCCCAAUCGCUCUCCCUACUUUACCUAGAGAUGGGUCGCUUGGCAGCAGGAAAGUGGGCCGGCCUCCCGCAUCGUCUCGAGCAUUGGUCGUCGACAACGUACCCUGCAACACAUACAAUUCUUCUUCUUCAGAAAGCCAGAGAACUGAAAGUAGUUUUGGAGCUAUUGGCGACCAUCUCUCAAGCAAAGGCAAAGUAGCAAACGCGUUAGACACUCCAGGAGACGGCGUUAGCCUACCUUUCUACCAAACUUACGAGUCAAAUAUCAGCAGGCUGGUUCAAAAUUCUGAGCCAGAUCGGCUGAGCGGUAGUGUGACCCACGUAGACACUGCUAUAAGCAGAAAUCAGGUAAACGACAUAAUUCGGAUAGAGCCUUCGCAGAAAAAUGUACUAGAGUUCUUAGACUCGAUUGCAGAACACUGCCAAUCACCCCAGAGCAUACAGAAUGAUCAUCAUAAGUCAAUUCCCGCGACCCCAAUACCUAUACCUGAGGUCUGGGUGAGACAAGGGCCAUCCUACUGUGCAAAAACGCAGCUUGCAAUGGGGCACGAAUUGAGUCGCUCUAAAGAUGGUGAACAUGACCCUGCGACAUUCGCUCUUCCGUACAAUUCUCUGGUUUACAUGAUGAAGGCUCCUAACGUCACAAUUUUGAGACACUCUGUGAAAGACGGCGUUUGGACAAACAAGCAAGGCGCAAACAGAGUGCUUCAAAGUGCAUGGGAAAAGCGAGGCUGUGAUGAGAAAAUCUUACUACUUUUCUCCAUCACCCAUGGUAAACAUAAUGGGCAAUUUUGCGGAAUGGCAGAGAUGGUCGGUCCCUACGAACCACACGCUGAAGCCCCACUGUGGGCUGAGAGGCAUAAAGACGUCAGAGGCAGGAUCAGUAUUCGCUGGCUGGUAACCAAAGACGUGCCAUUCACUGCAUUCGAUGACUUGAAAUAUCACGGGCAAGCAGUGACACAAUUAAGGCACGCGAACACGAUACCUGGUGAGACAGGUCGCGCAACGGUGCAGCGUUACUUCACAGCAGCCCAUACGGAUACAGCAAUCCUCCAUCCGGCAUCUCGAGAUGUUGGUCUCAAUCGUCCGAACUACCAUCAACCCUUCGAUCAGAAGCAACGUUUUGGCUACCAUCAUUCCAGGCCACAUCCACCCCGUUGGAGUGUCACACACCCUUCGGUGGCCCACAGCUCGGGCGUUCAACAAAUAUCGGCACAACACACCGGACUGCAAAAUUCAAUUCAAUAUUCCACUCAGCCUUACCCUCAACGACCGAAUUAUUACCGAGCCCAGCCACCUCUUUGGGGCGGGCAGUAUAGGUACUCGCAAUACCUUGGGCAAAUGGUAGAAGCUAAAGGCGGUGCUGCUAUCAUGCGGCAAUAUAUGGCGCUGAUCAAGCGAAGGGCCACAGGUCAACUCAAGGGAUUCAUGUAUGAGAGAUGCUUGACGUUUGUGUUCGAGGAGACCAACUUCCUAGGCUCGCUCCUUUCUAGUAGUUGA